AUGGCUGAGCCUCUCAACCGUGAUGACGGGAUAUGGUGCAACGAACUCUUCACUCCCGGACCGGCGAGUUACUGCACUAGUAUUUCCAAGGUCGAUACGAAUGAAGAAGACCACGAGAAUGGGGAGGGGAUUCGUGUUAAACGGGAGUUGAGGAUGCAGUCUGAUACUCUUCCUUCCCCUGUUAUCAGACCUCAUUCGGCGAACGGUGCCCAUCCAGAUAUGGGGGAAGGGGCGGUGGCAGCAAGGAGUCAUACUGCGCCUGAGAAUCCUUGCUCGAAUUCUAGUGUUGAGAGGGAUUUCGGGGAUUUCGAGUUCCCGGACUAUAGGGAGAAAAUGAAUGCUCCGAUUUGA
Messenger RNA from Penicillium mononematosum, 351 nucleotides. RefSeq lists its product as uncharacterized. The coding region runs from base 1 to 351 and encodes 116 amino acids. NCBI's taxonomy places the organism in Eukaryota, Fungi, Ascomycota, Eurotiomycetes, Eurotiales, Aspergillaceae. The transcript has a single exon. The record is from RefSeq and is a predicted model, not a curated record.